Cryptosporidium ubiquitum is the source of this 4806-nucleotide messenger RNA. RefSeq lists its product as uncharacterized. The transcript has a single exon. The record is from RefSeq and is a predicted model, not a curated record. Bases 1 to 4806 code for a protein of 1601 amino acids. Lineage: Eukaryota; Apicomplexa; Conoidasida; Eucoccidiorida; Cryptosporidiidae.
AUGAAGAUUAAGUUCUUUAUUUUACUUUUUUGUUGUGUUUUUGUAUCAAUUUAUUCUGGUGAGGAGGAAACAUUUGACAAUACAGAAGCACAAUGGCGUUUCAUAUUAUCUGCAAUCCAAUCACAUCCAAAUAUUAAAUGUAAAAAUUUACCACACAGUGUGCCUGGGGGAUUUUACUCACAUGGUGAAACCAAGUUUGUUACAGAAGCGAAUGAAAAGAUCAAAAUAAUGAAAGAAAAUUGUAUUGGAGCGCUCACAAGCCUGCUUGAAGUUCAUCUACCUAGAAGUAAAAGAAAAUAUUUAUUUAAAUUCUCAGAUAUUAAGAAUACAGAUGGUAUAAUUGGGUUAUUUUGCGAAGAUACUGCGAUUAAGUUCUUCAAUAUUUCUAAAUACAUUGGUUCUAUAAAUACAGAGAGUUUAGUAGAAACCGAAAGUACUCUUUUAAGAGAAAAUCAAGAUGAAAUCAGCUCAAGUACGGAUUCAUUUAAUAAUUAUGAAAACGAAAUUGAUCGUAUUCCUUUAUCAAAAAAAAAUAUUUCAGACCUUGGAAAGAAUAACAAAGAAAAGAAAUACAAUGUGAACCAAUUCGAUUUUUCAAAAACUUCAUCUGAAUUGACAAGUGAGGGACUGGGAUACAAUUCGGCUGAUUAUGAGCAACUGGAAACUGAUAAUACACCAAUUUCUAAAUAUAAGGCUCCAAAAAUUUUAACUACAAUAUUAAAAUCGGUAUUGGAUGAAAACAAGGAGGAUCUACCAGCAUUAGAAAUAGCAAUUUCUCAACUACCUAAGCAAAUACAAAACAGAGUGCUUUCAUUUUUUAGAUCAAGAAACGUGGAUGGGAUUGUGGAAAUUCUGAACAAAUUACCUAAACAAAUUUUAGAAUCAUUUAUCAAUAGUAUAGAGCUUGAAAAAAAACAAUUAAAAUUUCAACUUGGAACAAGUUUGGAACAAUCUGAAUAUUCCGUCCCUUUGUUGGAAGAUGAAUGGAAAGCAAUUAUAGAUUUUAUGAACGAUCAAUCAUCACCUGUUCAGUGUGAAAAAAAGAUAAACCCAUAUAAAAUUAAAAUUCCAAAAGAAUUUAAGUAUAGUAACGGAGUUUUGAAGAAAUUUAUUCAAUAUUGUAGAAGAGGAAUUAGGAGUUUAGCAUAUGAAAAAUAUACUUCUGACGAUGGAAUAACUUAUUAUAGUUAUAAUGAAAAUAAUUCGAAUGGAAUUUUAAUUGCAGGAAAUGAUUCUGACCAUAGAAAAGAGCAAGUGGAAGCUUUUUGUUAUAUGGUUUUUGAGAGAUUGUAUGGAAAAAAAGAAAAAGAAAUGAUGAAUAAAAGACACAUGAAGACAUUGGAAAUAAAGAAAUCGUGGGAAGAUGGUGGAGUGAAAGGUAGAGUAAUUGAUAGUUUGUUAAAAGGUUUUUCGGAUGAAAUUAACGAUGAAAGGUUACAAUGGUUGUUUUUAGUAGAAAGUGCAAGCGUUCCAAAUCCAUUGGUAUAUAGUACUGAUUUGCCAAAACAUACAAUACCAAUCUCUUUUACAAGCAAACCAACUGAUGCUACAAUUGAAAUCACAGGGAAGAUCAGAUCAUUUGUAUACAAUUGUAGAAAUGCAUUAAUGACUUUAGGAGUAGAAAAAUUCCCAGGAACUAAAUCACCACUGAACAAAGUACAACUGGGUGCUGAUAAGGUUCAAGGAUUAAUAAAGUUUUGUAAGUCAGUGGCACAUAGGUAUAUGGGAAGGCUUGUUCAAUGGUUUAACAUAAUUCAAGCUUCUUUAGACGAUGAUGUUAUUAGAUUAAUUGAUCUGAAAAAUCCUGAGUUUCGUUGUCCUGAUUACUUUGAAUAUGAAGAUGACUCAAAGUUAGCAGAUAAUUGUUCAAAAACUAUAUUAAUGAUGAUAAAUGAAAACAAGAAGGCAAAAGAAGAUGGAAAGGCCAAGGUUUGGGAAGGAUUGAAAGUAAAUUGCCAACCUAACCAUGUAAAUCAACAUAUACGUUCCUUUUGUAAUUCUAUUGCAUAUGAGAGACCAGAUAUCAGGAUAGCAUCAAUUAAUGAGUUUUCGGAACCAGGAGUUAGUAACGAAUUCAGCUCAGUUGAGGAAAAACAAGAAAGCUUUAACAAGGAGCAACUGGCGAUAGAAAUUGUAGAGGAAAGAUUGAAAGCAAUUGAGAGCAAGCAGAUAGACGAACAAACUAAUUCCGCAUAUAAACUAGAUAAAUGGAAUCAGCUUCAGGAGCUUAUGGUUGAAAAUCGGAAAGUUAGAGAAAAAUUAGAUAAAUAUUCCAGAAAACAAUUUCAGAAAUUGUUCGAAAUAGAAGAUGCACAAAAAGAAUUAUUAUUAUCAUUAUUGAGUGAAAAUAUUAUUAGCGAGAAAAAAAAAGAAAACAUUAGAGACUUUAUAGAUAAAUAUUCUUCAGAUUUGUUAUCGAUGAGAACAGAAUGGGCUGAUUUGUUAUUUCAGAUAAGUAACAAUAACAGAAAACUAACAGAAAUAGAAAUAGAAAUCAUAAAUUUUGUCCAUCAAGCAUUAGAUUAUAUUGCAAUUUCGCAUAGAAUUGAACUUAUAAAUUCACCAACUAUGGCAAAUAUGGUAAACUGGGAAGAAACACUUAUAGAGAAGGAGAGAGUAUAUGUAAGUUCCAAGAUGCUAGAAUAUAGCAAUCGUUUAGAUUCUGAUCAAAAAAUUCAGAAAUUAAAAGAUACGCAUUUUAAACGACGGCAAUUAUUUGAAAAAAAUUUAUAUAGAAUUCUUCCUCGCAAACUCUGGAAUAGAGUAAAUAGCUUGGCUGGUAAAGGCCUUUAUCCUCUACCUACAAAAAUGAGUGAAAAGGAAUUGAAAGAAAGAAAAAGUUUAAUAGUUAAGCUUCAUGAAGAGAAAAACAAUAUGGUUGCAAAAUAUGAUUCGGAAGGCCAAAAAUUGGCAAGACAACUGAUUGUUAUUGAAAAGGUAGUUUAUAAACACCUUGCAGAUUUAAAUGAAAUGUGGGAUACUACCUACUCAAUUGAGUAUUCAAUUCAAUGGGAGCUCAGAAUAAAAGAUAUGCAAGACACUUAUUUAUAUUUAAAUAAUGAAUAUAACAAAAAUGCUGAGUUUGUCACAAGGCAGCAGCUUCGUCAGUCUCAACUUCAAAUUGGCAACCCUCAAUACCAGCAAUUAUUAAGUGAAAUAAAUCAAACAAUAGAAAUUGCUACUGAUGAAAUGAAAAAGUUAUUGAAAUUAAUGAACGAGUUAAGACAAAAAAGAAAUGAGCUAGACACACUUGUUGAGUCAGAUUUGUCAAAAAAUUAUGCGGAAAAAAUAAAUACUCUGAGAAGGAAUUCAAAAUUAUUGGAGGAUAACAUAAGCAAUGACAUUAAUAUUUUAGAGAAAAAAAAUGAAAUAUCACAAUUGCAACUUAAUAGAGAUAUAAAGUAUUUUGAGAUUACGAAUAUAAAAUCAGCUUUUUCUGAAAGGUUGAAGAAAAGUGAAGGGCUAAUUGAAGCAAAUAUGUGGUUAAAUGCUAAAAAUGAUCAAUUAAUUUCUAGCUAUGAAUCCAAGUUAAACGAUGAUUUGAGCUCUUUGGCAUACUCAUUUGAAAAGUCUGACAAAUAUGAAACAUAUUUUACUAUGGAAGAGAUUCCAAAAGAGGCAUUGUCAGAGCUUAAUAAAUAUAAAGAACAGCUGAAGAUUAGUUUAUUCAAUGUAAGGUUUUAUAAUGACAACAUAAAUGACAAUGAUAUGCAACAUAUUCGCCAAUUUGAAUUGCUAGAUGCAAAUACAUUAGCUUAUAAAGAGUCGUUUGAAUCAGAAGGUGAAAUAGAUGAUGGAACAUUAUAUGGGGAAUUAAGUACACUUGAAUGGAAUAUUAUUCAAUCAAGAUGGGAGUUGUUGAAGAUGAAACAUUUCUAUAUAGAAAAAAAAGAGAAAAUACUGUUAGAAUGUGCAGAAAUGAGAAACUCUCUAGAUGAUCUAAUGUUAAGAAAGUUCGGACUGAUACCUAUUACCAAGCCAAAGAACGUUCCUAAAAAGGCAAAAAUUUUAGUUAUGAAAGGAAUAGGGAUUAAUUUGGGUGAUGAAGGAGUAGUCUCGGAUGAAACUAAGCAUCUUAGCUAUGAUGAUAAGGUUCUUAGACUCGUACAAAAGAGACUUGAAGACGCUAACUCUGUAUUUGAGCAGGAACUUUCCAAUAGAUUAAGUAUUUUGGAUGAAAAAAUAAGAGAAGGAAGGAUACGAUUGCAUGAGGCCGCGAGAGAGGUUGUUUCAAAUUGGGAGUUACAGCAAUCAACUGCUUCAUUUAGGUUUGCUUCUCCUCAGAAUAAAGACAGAAUGAGAGAGACGUUCGUAAAAGAACGUGAUAAGGUGACUAGGGAUGAAAUUAAGAAAACAAUACCACUAAAACUAGAAAAACAUAUAUUGCUCCAACAACAAAAAGAUCGUGCACUACAGUUUAAACGUGAUAUAGAUUGGAUUCAUACACCUGGAAGGGUUGCAAGCCAAUUAAUGAAGUUCGAGCAAAAAAUUAGAAUUUUUUGGAGGAAAAGACACGAUCAUUAUGAAAGAACACUAAAGUUUCUAACAUAUCAGGCAGAACAAGUCGAUAAAAUUAAACAAAUCGAUGAAGAACUUAAUUCUGAAGAAGAAAACGGGUCAAAAUCUACAAGAGCAACUGCUCAAACAAUGAACAAUAUUCAAGAUUUAAGAAGAGAAAGAGAGAAGCUAGAGGCGGAUCUUGCUCAGAAAAGAAGAGAGUAUCAGAUGCAACUCUCUAGUUUCCAGAAUGAAAGAGAUGCACUUUAUGAUGUAUCGAAAAACCUUACAGAUGACGAAAAUAGUUAG